This is a messenger RNA of Odocoileus virginianus texanus, 2215 nucleotides long. It is a transcript of the gene GEMIN8, whose product is annotated as gem nuclear organelle associated protein 8. Lineage: Eukaryota; Metazoa; Chordata; Mammalia; Artiodactyla; Cervidae. Gene Ontology annotation, biological process: spliceosomal snRNP assembly. The record is from RefSeq and is a predicted model, not a curated record. Gene Ontology annotation, cellular component: SMN complex.
UUUCUUUUACUCGGUCCGGCAACGGCUUCCUACUAGCCUCAGCCGGAACGGAAAUAGGUCCCAGCUCGCCCACCGCCCAGGAUUCGCAAGCUACGAGCCCUCGAGCUCCACCUCCCACUAGGAGAAGAGUUGCCAUGCAAUCCAUGAAGCCAGGUGCCAUGAAAGAGUACGAGACGCUCCUGGGAAGUUUUGGGGCUUGGUUUGGACGUUCACAGUCAGAGAUGGAGGCAAAGCUGGCAUCCACACAGGAUCCCGAGUCUUGGUCCUCUCAUCCAGUCUAUGCAAGGUACUGGCAGCAUUACCAUCAAGCCAUGGCGUGGAUGCACAGCCACCAGAUUGCCUAUCAGAAGGCGGUGGACUCAGUCGUCACUUCCCCGUGGUACUGCCCAGCCACUGGCCUUGCCCAGAGUGCUGCUGCCGAGGGUGGCAGAAGCUCCAAGCUUCCCUCAGCCUCUGGGGACGCCUCCCCCGGGUGUUCACGUCCUGGCAAGCCGGGACCACAACAAUGCAGCACAGAAAAGCCAGCCCAGGUCGCAGAGGACAACGAGAGCGAGUCCGACAACGAGAGUGAGUCGGACGACGGCGGCAUAGUGUGCGACCUGAGCAACAUGGUGAUCACGGACGAGCUGCGCCAGUACUUCGCGCAGACCGAGCGGCACCGGGAGGAGCUCCGGCGGCAGCAGCAGCUGGACGCAGCGCGCCUGAAAGACUACGUGAAUGCUGACCAUGGCCUGUACUGUGACAAGCGUGGCCGCUCCGCGCUGCCCCCAGCCGAGCGACCUGGAGAGCGGCGCCGGGCUGAGAUGCAGCGCCUAUAUGGGGCCAGUGCCACCAAGAUCCAGGCUAUGGAGACCGCCAUGCAGCUCAGCUUUGACAAGCACUGCGACCGCAAGCAGCCCAAGUACUGGCCUGUCAUCCCACUCAAGUUCUGAGCCCCUCCUGGGGGGACCCCACCUGCCUCUGCCUCUGGUUGCCUUUCAUGGUCGCCUUCUCCCCCUCUCCUGUGGCUCUUCUCAGGGAAAGGGGGCUCGAUGCUGACAACUGAGCACGUUCAUCAAAGUCCCCCGGGGGCAGUGAUAAGGCCAGCCACCUGGGAGUGGGCAGAACACAUCCUGUUGCAAGUGAGGUGUUCUUUCGACAUAAAACGAUAAUUUCAUAUCCAUCCCGUUGGUUUUGAAUGUCAGUGAGAGUGACCAGUUCAUUCAAGUUCUUGGAGAUCCUGCCUAGUCAUUAUGUUUCUCUUUUCUUCUUUCUUUAACCCAACUGAACUAGGCAAAGGUUUUCAGGGGCUCAGAUGUCUUCCCCCCCAACCCUAAGUCCUCUAGCCCAGAUGCAAACCUGCUGGCCCAGCAGCACAGAGCUCAUCCGAGUGUGUGUGCUGUCAAGGGCUGGAGUUCCUAGCUCAGGCUUUGAGGCUGCAUGAUCUGUGUCCCGACUCCUCAGUUCUGCCCUUGCAGGAGGAAGACAGCCAGAGAUGGUGAGUAAAGGCCUGGGCAUGGCUGCAUGCCAAUAAAACUAUUAAUGAAAACAGUCCAGGUUUGGCCUGUGGGUGGUAGCUUGCCAGCUCCUACUCUAAAGGAAUGAGAAUCCGUGUCUGACGUCCUUCUGGUUACCUGCUUGUCUCGACAGAGCUUGAAAGUCAUCCAGAAUUGAAAGCUGAGGACAGUGAUUCCCAAACCUGCUCACCUCUGCAGUCUCCUUGGUGGUAGAAAAGGUGUCCUUGAACUCUUACUACAUAAUAGCGAAUACUGUUUUGAUAAGAGAAUAUAUUUCAGGGAACAAAAACCUAAAAAUGGAUGUUUCAGUCCAUUUAUAAAAGCCAGCUGCCUUUUAAAUAAGUUAUUUUGGUGCGUUGCCAGGGUGAACCGUGCUGACCUGCGAAGAUUAGCACAUCCAUCAAAGGUUGGUGAAAAGAUAGAGUAUUGACAUGUUUCUCCCUCAAAACACUUAGCUGCGCAUUCAGCCCCUGCCCUGAAACAAAUACAUUACUUUUCCUCAGCCCCAGGUGCUUAUUUUUCCAAGCUCACGUUUUAUUACUGGAGUUAUAGUUUGUGCUUGGGUAUUGCAGACAAAAAUCAGGAUUAACUUCCCCUGUGGUGACACAUGACCAAAAUUUCAAAUCUUUACCAAUUCUCUCUCUCUCUCUCUCUCUUCCUUUGAAACCCAUACGCCUAAAUAGAAAAUAAAUGUGACUGAGGCAGAAAUACAAACUGAA